Physella acuta is the source of this 521-nucleotide messenger RNA. RefSeq names its product arsenite methyltransferase-like. The record is from RefSeq and is a predicted model, not a curated record. Lineage: Eukaryota; Metazoa; Mollusca; Gastropoda; Physidae. Gene Ontology annotation, molecular function: methyltransferase activity.
AUCACCACUACAAAUACUACGCACGGAUAGUUAACGUUCGCUGUGUUGUGAGACGCCGACUUGGGUGGAGCCAGCUUCAGCAACUGAAGAUGGGGGAGGAAAGGUCAAGGCUGAUCAUACGUCAGAUGUACCGGUCGAUGAAGGAGACGAUGUACGACGCUCGGCUCAACGUGGAGGCGCUGCCGUCUCAUGCUAGGAAGUUGUUGCCUCAGAUCAGUGAGCGGACCUUUAGGAGUUACGACGGGACAGCCAUGUUCAUCCCUGACGUCAUCCACGGCGCCCGUGUCCUUGACAUUGGCUGUGGGGGAGGCUCUCUGACCUUCCUGUUGUCCAAACUUGUCGGCCCGUCUGGUCACGUGGUUGGUGUGGACAGUUCGGAGCAGUUUAUCCAGCUGUGUCAAGAACAAACCGACUACCACAUGAGAGAGUGGGGCUACACACAACCAAACUGUGAGUUCAUACAAACGGACAUCGAGACGUUAACGGACUUUCAGUUGGAGCCGUUUGACGUCAUAGUGUGA